Clupea harengus (Atlantic herring) is the source of this 1555-nucleotide messenger RNA. RefSeq names its product galactosidase, alpha (gene gla). Gene Ontology annotation, cellular component: cytoplasm. NCBI's taxonomy places the organism in Eukaryota, Metazoa, Chordata, Actinopteri, Clupeiformes, Clupeidae. Gene Ontology annotation, biological process: glycoside catabolic process; oligosaccharide metabolic process. The record is from RefSeq and is a predicted model, not a curated record. Gene Ontology annotation, molecular function: alpha-galactosidase activity.
AAACUGAGAGGGUGGUCCAUGCGGAAGGCAGUUACAAAUACAUUUUAAUUGCUUGAAGCACAGGAUCACAGGAAAUAUGUUUCAUCUAAAUGAUUAAUUUCAAAGUCCGUCUCUGUAAGUGGGCUGGUCUCCAUUCAAACAAGGAAGCUACUCCUGCGUUUUUGUCGCUGCGCGGUAAUGUGGAAACAGGUUGCAGUGUACAGACGAGAAGAGACCCCAUUCUUUACAGAAUGAUGAUGAUUUACCUACUUAUAGCGGUUGUGUGCGUGUCUGUCCAUCCAGUGCAAGCGUUAGACAAUGGUCUUGCCCUGACUCCUACAAUGGGAUGGUUGCACUGGGAGAGAUUCAUGUGUAACAUUGAUUGUAACAUGGACCCUCAGAACUGCAUAAGAGAGGAGCUGUACAUGCAGAUGGCUGAUGUCAUGGUCAAGGAGGGCUGGCUUGAGGCGGGGUAUGAGUACGUGUGCAUAGACGACUGCUGGCCUCACCACCAGCGAGAUGCCCAGGGACGCCUGCAGGCGGACCCCAAGAGAUUUCCCAGUGGCAUCAAGAAGCUGGCAGACUAUGUUCAUUCCAGGGGAUUAAAAUUGGGAAUCUAUGCAGAUGUGGGGUCCAUGACGUGUGGUGGCUAUCCUGGUAGCCUUGGCUACUAUGAAACUGAUGCCAAAACCUUUGCCGAAUGGGGGGUGGAUUUGUUGAAGUUCGAUGGCUGCUAUAUGAACUGGACUAUGCUUGGAGAAGGUUAUAAGAAUAUGUCCAGAGCUUUGAAUCAAACUGGAAGAAGCAUCGUGUACUCCUGUGAGUGGCCACUAUACGAAUGGCCAUUUCAUGAGCCUAAUUACACUGCAAUACGGGAGACGUGUAACCACUGGCGAAACUUUGCAGACGUGUACGACUCGUGGAGUAGUGUUAAGACCAUUCUGGACUGGACAGCGACCAAUCAGAAGAUCCUCACCCCUGCUGCUGGGCCUGGCGGGUGGAAUGAUCCAGACAUGCUGGUCAUUGGGAACUUUGGACUGAGUCACAGCCAGCAGCAGUCUCAGAUGGCCCUGUGGGCUAUCAUGGCGGCCCCACUGCUGAUGUCCAAUGACCUGCGAGACAUCUGUCCCAAGUCCAAAGAGCUGCUGCAGAAUCGGCGAAUCAUCGGCAUCAGCCAGGACCCACUGGGGAAACAGGGCUACCGGACUGGAACGGUGGACAGCUUUGAGAUGUGGGAGCGACCACUAUCCGGAGCCAGGCUGGCCCUGGCGAUCCUCAACAGGCAGGAGAUUGGAGGUCCGAGAGGGUUCCCCCUCACACUGGCUACUCUGCCCAGUUGGCAGUACUGCAACCCCAGGUGUAAUGUCACCCAGAUCCUGCCCACGUACCAGGAGCUGGGGGUCCAGGCCCUCUUCAGCAAGCAGAUACUGAAGAUCAACCCCUCAGGCACAGCACUACUGACAGUUACUCAAAUUCAGGACUACUCAGGGAAAGGUUAUUAAGGGAACAUAGAUUUAAGCACUUUAUAAAAUUGAGUAUUUCAUAUGUACUUUAAUAAACACAAUUUGAACAUGUC